This is a messenger RNA of Aspergillus ochraceoroseus IBT 24754, 531 nucleotides long. RefSeq lists its product as uncharacterized. The transcript has 4 exons. NCBI's taxonomy places the organism in Eukaryota, Fungi, Ascomycota, Eurotiomycetes, Eurotiales, Aspergillaceae. The record is from RefSeq and is a predicted model, not a curated record. The coding region runs from base 1 to 531 and encodes 176 amino acids.
AUGGCCAAUAGUUAUCUCCAUACACCUGCAGCUAUUAGGCAUGGUGCGGUCAUAGUGCAGCGGAGCAAGUCAACAGUUCAUCUUAAGCGCCAAGACGGGCCUCCACCAGGAGCUUUCCCGAUAGGAUUGAAACACCCGGUCACUGCUGGUCUUUUGGCAUGGGUGUUUGAACUGGGAGGGUCUCUUGAAGGAAAUGGCCCAUCUUCCAUAUAUAGCCCCUUUAGCUGCCGGCACUGUAGGGUUGAUCCAGGUGUCUGCAGCCUUUCCGCCCUCUGUGCACAAAACAUCGCUCUCCGUUGUAAUUUCCCGAGACAAAUUGCCAAGACCAACCUCCUUGACUGCUCAGUUGGCUUUGUUGUUUUCCUGCUUAGCCAAUCGCUCCAGUCCGUUCCAAGGGAGAUUGAGCGAGAACGCCAUCAGCACGGCAUCAACUUCCCGGCUCUGAAACGUCUGCUUCCACCUGCAGCCACCUGCAGCACAAGUCCCACGGUGAAACUGGCCACCGGCGACAUCAGUCAAGACCCCCAAUGA